AUGCCGUGUCCGCCCGAGUUUCCGGAGUUUUCAGAUCUUCCCCUGGAUCCGACACACCCGCCGCAUGCUGCGUGGGGUGUCUGGGGAGAGAAAGACCGUCUAGGGACAUUGAACCACCUCACUCCAGAUCAUGUGUUGCAAGCAGUCAAAGAGGUUCGCACAGGCGUUCGGAUAGGACUCAACUUGCCUCUUAAGCAGAACUUUCUCCGUCCGAGCUUCCGUUCGCCUCCUACCCAUGAGAUCUAUAGCAUCGCACAUAAUAUGCAUGAUGAUUGCAUCCAGUUCAACACCCAAACCAGCUCUCAGUGGGAUGGCUUUGGCCACUGCGGCUAUGUUGACGGCCUGUUCUACAACGGUACCACAGCGGCGCAGGUUCGAUCGGUAAACUCACCCAUUGGGAUCGAAGCUUGGAGCCACCAAGGGAUUGUUGGUCGGGGUGUUCUUGUCGACUUUGCGCGGUAUGCAAAAAGACACAAUUUGAGUUACAACCCAACAAGUCGCGCUGAAAUCACACUCAACCAACUUCAAUCGGCUGCCGAAGAAUGCAGAAUCAACUUCAGACCCGGAGACAUACUCGUCUUGAGGACCGGUUUCGUCCAGGCCUGUCAGGCCAAAUCGUACGAUGAGCAGCAGAAGAUGUCACUGGAGAAUCCAGGCCAGUAUCCCGGGUUGUCCAGCUCUGUGGAGACCCUGCGAUGGCUGUGGGAUAACAAGUUUGCCGCGUGUUGUGGAGAUUGCCCCAGCUUCGAAGCAUGGCCGCCCAAGGGCGGCAGCAUGCAUGAGAUCCUACUGGCAGGUUUCGGUAUGCCUAUUGGAGAACUCUUCGAUUUGGAUGAAUUGGCACGCCACUGCGAGGCUGUACAACGAUGGACUUUCCUUGUAACAAGUUCUCCCUUGAAUAUCGAAGGCGGCGUUGCAAGUCCACCGAAUGCGCUAGCCAUAUUCUAG
Molecule: messenger RNA, 948 nt
Organism: Thyridium curvatum
Lineage: Eukaryota; Fungi; Ascomycota; Sordariomycetes; Thyridiales; Thyridiaceae
Exons: 5
Coding region: 1-948 (315 amino acids)
Molecular function (GO): arylformamidase activity
Source: RefSeq, a predicted model, not a curated record